ACGCAGCAUUGCCAUAAUAUCAACAGACGCAGAACUCAACCUCUCAGGCGCGUCAACAGAGUGUCACGUGCUAUCCUGAGAGCCAAUAAGAAACCGCCAUCUCCUUACCCGGAAAAGGGAUUUUCCUGACAGGUGGUUCAAGUGAAAAGCCUUUCUGGCCUCACCCAGUCAGUCCAUGGAUGAUCAGCAUGACUCCAUCGAUCUCAGGUCUCCUACAGUGGACCCAUCAGCGGCUGCAGGGCACAGCUGGUUCCCUGGACCCCCUCCGCCCAUGUAUUCUUGCACCCUGACCCCUGAGCUGGUGAACAAAGCCCGGGAGGAGCUCCAGGAGAAGCCAGAGUGGCGUCUGCGGGAUGUCCAAGCACUGAGAGACAUGAUACUUAAGGAACAGCCCAAUCUGCGGACGCGCUUGGACGACGGCUUCCUCCUGCGCUUCCUGCGGGCCAGGAAGUUUGACUACGACCGAGCUCUGCAGCUGCUGCUUAACUACCACGCCGGCCGCAAGGCUUGGCCAGAGGUCUUCAAGGACCUGAAGCCAUCCACGGUGAAACAUGUCCUGGACCUUGGCUUCCUCACGGUGCUGCCACAGCCGGACCCCGACGGGAGAUACAUCCUCCAUCUCCGACCAGGAAAAUGGAAACCCAAUGAUUAUCCGUUUGUUGACAAUGUGAGGGCCAUUUAUUUGACCCUGGAGAAGCUGAUCCAGCCGGAGGAGACGCAGGUGAACGGUAUUGUGAUCUUAGUGGACUACAGCGGAGUGGGCAUGUCACAAGCAUCCAAUCCAGGCCCGUUUCUUGCCAAAAAGGUUGUGAGCAUCCUCCAGGAUGGGUUUCCAAUCAGAAUCAAGGCUGUUAACAUAAUAAACGAGCCUAGGAUUUUCAAAGGAAUCUUUGCUAUCAUUAAGCCUUUUCUGAAGGAGAAGAUGGCAGAGAGGUACGUCCUCCACGGCUCCGACCUGCGCUCUCUGCACCGCUACAUCCCGCGCUCGGUCCUCCCGGAGGAGUACGGCGGCGCGGCGGGCCGGCUGGACUUGUCGCCGUGGCUGAGGGUGCUCCUGGACUGCGAGGAGGAGUUCGUAGCCGAGUUCUGCCAGCCGGAUCCACUAGAGGGGGUGGUGCUCCCAGACUCCAUGCUUUUUGAAGGGCACCAGGCCAGCGGGCAGGACGACGACGCCUUCCGGGGGCUCCGCUCACAACUCUACUACUGUUACUGAUGCACCCCCCCCCCCCCCCCCCCCCCCAACCCGCCCAUCACAGAGUGGACAGUUUCUGUUUCAUUGGAAGCGAGUGUGUAGACUUUUACAGGGCAAGUUGCCAAUAGUAUACAUGAUUUAUUUUACUAACAAGCAGCACUGCUAUAGGUGUGUAGUCUUCUGUAGUUUACACGUAGCCCAGCAUUCAGUCAUGGUUGGAAGACAGCUGACUCGAGCCAAAGCACGUUUGGUCUUUAUUGGUAUUUUAAAGGAUAAGGUCACAUUUUGGAAUCUACAGCACCCAUAUGUACAUUGAUGUUGGUUUUGACCAAUGAACGUUCUUCUUGUCCUUAUUGGAAAAUCUCUUCUUGAUGUGCUAAUUAAAUGGAGGGCAACAUUCACUGUUUUUUUUAAUUUAUUUUUUUAGCUGAAGCUAAAAAAGAGCCUCCAGUAGGACGGACAAAUAGAGCGGUUAACUUCAAAAGUUGUACUCGGAAUUCCUGCUUUUUUUUUCGCUGCACAAUUUUCCUGAUACCAAAUAUAUUUGGCUAACUGAGGCUUUUUUAUGCAGAACAGGAACUCAAUUUGUCCCCCAUCCUGCUCGGCAGCGACCUACUAACAGGAUGAUUACAGCAAGUAAAAACAAUGUAAGUACUGUUUUAAGAAAGUCACGAAAAAUGCUAAACUUUAUUCCUUUAAAAAAAAAAAAAAUUGCUGAGGAAGAAUUCCAAAAUUCCUCAAACUCUGGCCAUCAGUUUGCACUGUUGCUUCACUCCACAAACCAACACGAUAAACUGAGACUGUGUGUGUGUGUGUGUGUGUGUGUGUAACCGUCUAAUGCAUCGCCUUAAACUGUGGAUUUCACUACGUAUCAAAAAUUUGUCAAAUGUGUCUGUACCAAAGCAAUAUUUGUCAAUCAAUUAAGAGUGUAUGUACUUCAUUGUUGGGGGGGGGUGGGAGUUGAUGGCUGCUUUGACUGUGAGAAAAAAAAGUUACAGAUAGAUUUUUUUUUUUUCCUCAAUGUUUAACUCUUGCAUGGUAUUUUUGGGCCUUGGUUUAAUUGAUGCUUCAUUUUUCACUAAAAUUGAUUUACUUAGGUCAUUUUUUUUCAUAUCGGAUAAUCUGCCUUAUGUUUUUUCUACCCGUUUGCCUGUGUUUUAUCACUCAGUCUGAUCUCAAGACCAUCGCCAAUCACAGGAGUCAAAUCAAGAGUAGAAUGUUUACUCCCUAUUUACGGACCUCUGAUUUGCCAAACUUCCCUACAUGCCAUGUACAGAAAUGUGCAAUAUUACAUCUGUGUUCUCGCCGCAGUUUUAUUUUAAGCAUGUCUUCAGCUAGCAAUUAUGUGUUGCAGGUCAAUAUUGUCAAUAGUAAAGAAGGUAAAGAAAAAC
Pungitius pungitius (ninespine stickleback) is the source of this 2583-nucleotide messenger RNA. It is a transcript of the gene ttpal, whose product is annotated as tocopherol (alpha) transfer protein-like. The coding region runs from base 176 to 1213 and encodes 345 amino acids. Gene Ontology annotation, cellular component: membrane. Gene Ontology annotation, molecular function: phosphatidylinositol bisphosphate binding. Lineage: Eukaryota; Metazoa; Chordata; Actinopteri; Perciformes; Gasterosteidae. The record is from RefSeq and is a predicted model, not a curated record. The transcript has 7 exons.